UACAAGUUUUAACCGAAUUUAGUGAAUUUAAAAUAUUACAAAUUCCCGGUUCAUAAUAGACGUAAGUAAUAGAUCUUCGUAAACAAAAACGAUCACUCUCUAGUUUUUGAACGGCUCUGUUUUAUAAAAUGGAUCUUCCGCAUAAAAACCCGGAUUCAAAUCCGGAGGAGGACGAAAAAAUAGACGCUAAAGAUGAAAAUAAAGUUGGUCAGAAGAAUUUAUCAACAGAAGAAAUGAAAUCUAUGACAGAACAGAUAUCUGAAAUCUUGACAACAUUACCUGAAACUGCAACGAACUUUUCCGUUAGCAAACGGAGUGAAUGGAAUAAAAGUGAAGGGAGGUCCGAAGAUUUAAAUGGCAGGGAUAAUUCAUACCAGGAAAAUUCCUCUCAUGCUUCGUCACCUGCGCCGUUUACAUCAGACAACGAAGAUGAUGAAUCGGAGGCGGAAAGCUCCGAGCUCGAUGAGGAAGAUUGUAACAGAAGAAGAUCGCAAUGUUUGGAUGAAAUGUCAACCAUUGAAAAACAAUUCAUGGACAUCAGAGACCAAUUAUACAGAGAAAGGCACACCCAGAUAAUGCAGAAACUGGAGGAAGUUAAAGCAGGAACAGCUCCAGAAUAUCUUCAACAAUUACUUGUGUUGGAAACAAACAAACAAGUCAGAAUGCAGGUUUCUGAUAUUUUAAAAAGAUUACGAGUUGAAUCUCUUAAAAUAAACCUGGAAGCAGAGAGCCAAGCUAACACUCAACAACUAAAAAAUGAGAAGCAAAUAUUGAUGGGGAAGAUUGAGAAUGAGUUGAAUGAGAAGAUGCAUCGGUUGGAGGAAGAUCGGGAGAAUGUAGAUCUUUCAAAUCAGCUGUGGGAUGAUGGAAGAGAUGGGGAGGAAAUCUUCAGGAAGAAGAGCAAAAGGAGAGAAGAAGUUAACUCAACUUUCUCAUUCGGAGGAGUGAAGAGAAAGAAGAAGCCAGUUACUGUGACUGGCCCAUAUAUAGUCUACAUGUUACGAGACACGGAUAUUAUGGAUGACUGGACAGCGAUCAAGAGAGCAAUCGUAAGCAAGCGAAGAACAGUGUCAGUAAAACAUCCAAAGAAACGGCAAACACACAGUUGUAAAUACGAAGAUGGAAAAAUGAUUUAUGGAAUUAAAACUUUUGAAGAAGGCAUGAACGUGACCAUUCGCAAGAGAGGAGAAUCACCCACUUUUGGUAAAAUAUCCGGGUUAAACGCUUCAGAGAUCCUGGUGCAAAGAAGCAAUGGUUCAAAAGCGAAACUUUACGUUUACCAACUCCAACGUGGGAUAUAUACAUUGCACCAUAGAUGAUGGGGCAGAGGUUGUUGGUAUCGUGGACAUAAGGUUUCAGUGCCAUAUGUAUGGCAUAUAAGUGGCGUGGCUAAUAUGUGGCAUAUGGGCAGGCAUUUUGUUUUUUUAAUAAAAACUACUAAAUAAUCACAAACAAAAAACACACUAAAAAAAUGGCUUUAAGCAGUUGCUGCAGGUUGUUCGGUACUACAGUAAAAAUAUUGCUUCGGUAUAACCUAUACUCCAGUUGUUUAAUGAAUAUUUAAUAUGAGUAUAAAACUGCACCUUCAAAAAGGUUGUAAUUGUAAUUUUAUUGUCAUGCUGAUGCGAGGUAAAUUUCAUGGGCAUUUUGGCAUAAUAAAGAAAAUGUUACGAACCAUUGGUUUGAAGGCUUCCGUGGUCAUAAACCAUCAUUCAUUCCAACCAUCCGUCAUUGCUUUCAUGCAACGAUCGCAAACCUGCCCACUAGAGGUCACUAUAUACCUCCUACACCUCGGACAUUUACACAUCGUUGUAGUGUUUACAUCGACCUCCCAUGGCGUGUCACCUCCUCCUACCACAGUACAUUCAGCGCAUGUUAGUAUCUCACUUAAUGUUGUUUCAUUGCCCUCUCCCUCUGUGAGCAUCUGUACAAGUAAAUAAAGUUGAUCUACAUUUU
Ciona intestinalis (vase tunicate) is the source of this 1956-nucleotide messenger RNA. The record is from RefSeq and is a predicted model, not a curated record. Lineage: Eukaryota; Metazoa; Chordata; Ascidiacea; Phlebobranchia; Cionidae.